Messenger RNA from Racocetra persica, 373 nucleotides. The record is from the annotation of a GenBank genome assembly. Lineage: Eukaryota; Fungi; Glomeromycota; Glomeromycetes; Diversisporales; Gigasporaceae.
UAUCAAUGAUUGAUAAUUUUUAUCCAGUCGUCGACCGUAUUAAAACUUUGUUAUGCCCAAAUGGUUUGUUUGGAAUAGCAGAUUUCUACGUCUCCGGUCGCGUGAUUGGUAAUGAUAUACAAGUUCAACAAGGAUACUAUUGUAACUGGUUUACGCGAUGGUUUUGGCAAGCUUGGUUUGAAUUUGACCAUAUUAACCUACAUCCAUCUCGUCGUAACUACGUUGAGUACCAGUUCAAUACGCUAAAGAGUUUUAAUGGACGUAAUCAUUUCUUGAUUCCUUAUUUAGUCCAGAUCCCUUAUUAUGUUUGGUUAGGUGCUAACAAAUCCUCAAUUUCCACUUCUCAUACUAACUUAACUACUCUGGAAAAUUC